AUGAACUUGUUAUAUUUCCCCAAGUUCAAUUUCGAACAAUUCCGUACUCCAAGUCCUAUGCUGCCUACAAAUGGCCGCGCCGCGGCCCCACAGCCCAACCCUAACUCGAAUGCACAGCUCUCGGCCAGCCCAUCUGAGGAAACAUCGGCCGCCGGUAAUAUCGGCCCACAGUUCGGCGAUAAAGCGAAAAUAUAUGCUUUUGCGUCCGGAAUAAUGAUCGUAUUGUGCGUCAUCACGUUCGCCGUUGCGCAUGCAGUGCUUGUGCGCAAAGAUGAUACUGCCGUCUCAUAUACUGCCAUGAUGGACAGUAUCAACGAUAUCGAUGGGAUGGCCAUGGCCCCGUUCCGUGGCGGUGUCGGUUUCGGCGAGCACUACACUCAAGACGCAAAAUCCAUAACCAUGGUUCUACCAGCCAGUAUGGAUACUCUUUCCCUUGACCAAGACGCUAUUACCGGCACUUUGACCGGCACUUUGACCCUUGGAACCCAAGUCUUUGUUUUGGUCGACUCUACGGCCACCGCUCAGAUCCUAACUGGCACGGAUUUAUACGCUCCGCUUUUGACUGAUCAGGGUCAUGGAUAUACUUCAUACGCUACCCCCACUGGGACACCGCAACACAAGGCCAGGAAGAGAUUUUGCACCACAGAAAAAAACACAAUCGAAACCGGGCCGUACACUCCAUUCUCUGCCGAGCCUGGGGUUGGGGAAAACGUUGACGACGUUAUUUUGCCGGUCUGA
Messenger RNA from Morchella sextelata, 738 nucleotides. RefSeq lists its product as uncharacterized. The record is from RefSeq and is a predicted model, not a curated record. Lineage: Eukaryota; Fungi; Ascomycota; Pezizomycetes; Pezizales; Morchellaceae. The transcript is spliced from 3 exons. Bases 1 to 738 code for a protein of 245 amino acids.